Molecule: messenger RNA, 819 nt
Organism: Myodes glareolus (Bank vole)
Lineage: Eukaryota; Metazoa; Chordata; Mammalia; Rodentia; Cricetidae
Gene: G0s2
Product: G0/G1 switch 2
Biological process (GO): positive regulation of extrinsic apoptotic signaling pathway
Cellular component (GO): mitochondrion
Source: RefSeq, a predicted model, not a curated record
UCAGGACGCUGAGCGCUGCAGCUGCAGAGUGUCUAUCCCAAAGAGGGGCGGCCGCGGGAAGAAGGACGCUAAGGACAGCCUGACGCACUUACUCCCGACCACCGCCAGCAAGUGCUGUCUCGGCUCACACUGCACCCUAGGCCCCGCCACCCACAGCACAGAGGAGCCCAGAUGGAGAGUGUGCAGGAGCUGAUCCCUCUGGCCAAGGAGGUGAUGGCGCAGAAGCCCCGCGGAAAGCUGGUGAAGCUGUACGUGCUGGGCAGCGUGCUGGCGCUCUUCGGUGUGGUUCUCGGCCUGGUGGAGACCGUGUGCAGCCCCUUCACAGCGGCCAGUCGUCUGCGCGACCAGGAGGCAGCAGUGACCGAGCUGAGGGAAGCUUGUGAGCAACAGUCCCUCCACAAGCAGGCCCUGCUGGGCAGAAGCAAGGCACAGGAGGCGACCCUGAGUAGCCGGGUCCUGUCCCUCAGGCAACACGCCUCCUAAGGCUGGUGUCUGGCAGAGGAGGGAGCGAGACAAAGACAGAGAAGAGACAUAGAGAGACCAUGACUCAGGUGGGAGAGAGCAGAGUAAUGUGCUGUUCCCAGAAGCCACCGAAUCCAGAACUGACCCCGUACAGAUCACCCGAGGGGUCUGGGAUUGACUUUUGCUGCUAUGUAGCAUGUACUGUGAUUUGUCCAAGGUUGUGGGGGCGAUCAAGGAGCUAUCAUAUUGCAUUAGGGAAGGAGAUGCGCUUUUUAUACAGUUAUUUUUAUUGUUGUUAUUAUUAUUAUUACAAUGACUACCAUUUUUCAUUUUGAAAUAAAAACAUUUUAUACUCUA